Glycine soja is the source of this 1792-nucleotide messenger RNA. RefSeq names its product putative cyclin-A3-1. Gene Ontology annotation, molecular function: cyclin-dependent protein serine/threonine kinase regulator activity. Gene Ontology annotation, biological process: regulation of cyclin-dependent protein serine/threonine kinase activity; mitotic cell cycle phase transition. The coding region runs from base 59 to 670 and encodes 203 amino acids. Gene Ontology annotation, cellular component: cytoplasm; nucleus; cyclin-dependent protein kinase holoenzyme complex. The record is from RefSeq and is a predicted model, not a curated record. The transcript has 6 exons. NCBI's taxonomy places the organism in Eukaryota, Viridiplantae, Streptophyta, Magnoliopsida, Fabales, Fabaceae.
AAAAUGAAAAUGCAAACCAAAUACACCCUUAAAUUUUAAAUUUUUCUGCUUCUCAGAUAUGCAGAGAAAGAGAAGGCCAAUGAUUGAUUACAUGGACAAAGUUCAGAAACAAGUUACGACAACUAUGAGGACAAUAUUGGUGGAUUGGUUGGUAGAGGUAGCUGAGGAGUACAAGCUUCUCUCCGAUACCCUUCAUCUAUCUGUUUCGUACAUCGAUAGGUUUUUGUCUGUUAAUCCUGUUAGCAAAUCAAGACUUCAGUUACUGGGUGUUUCAUCCAUGCUCAUUGCUGCCAAGUAUGAGGAAGUUGACCCACCCCGUGUUGACCCGUUCUGCAACAUCACUGAUAACACAUACCACAAGGCAGAGGUUGUAAAGAUGGAAGCUGACAUGCUCACGACCCUAAAGUUUGAGAUGGGAAAUCCAACUGUAAACACCUUUCUAAGGAGGUUUGCAAAUGUUGCUUCUGAGAACCAAAAAACACCAAAUUUGCAGAUUGAAUUUUUGGUUGGCUACCUUGCUGAGCUAAGCUUGCUGGACUAUGAUUGUUUAAGAUUCUCGCCUUCUAUCAUGGCUGCAUCAGUUAUAUUUCUUGCCAGGUUUAUUAUCUGGCCUGAAGUGCAUCCUUGGACUUCUUUGUCUGAAUGCUUGGGUUAUGAACCAGCUGAUUGAAAAGAAUGUGUCCUCAUCUUGCAUGACUUGUAUUUGUCAAGAAAGGCAGCCUCCUUAAAAGCUGUUAGGGAGAAAUACAAGCAACACAAAGUGAUUAUUUUUGCAUCUCUUUUGUCGUCAUAUACAUCAAUUCUCCUUGUGACAAAUUGAGUAACUAGAAAUCUUCGGAACAGUUCAAAUAUGUGGCAAAUCUGCCUUCCCCUCCACAUGUACCAAUUUAUUACUUUGAAGAACAGUGAUGCAGUGGAAAUUCUUUGAUAAAUAAAACUCAUUUGAAAAAUAGAAGACUUUUUGAAGUGAUCUACUCUGAUGGAAGUUGGUAUCUUUUAAAUCAUGCUUGAUCAAGCAUGUGUUGAACAGUGUGGUUUGUUCGACCAUUGUUUGGAAGGGCCUGGCUUAGAAAAUUGAUGGGCAAGGUUUGUGUCUGAAUUGCAAGGGCAGCAGGAUCAGGACACAUACCAAUGUUCAAUUGCCUUUCCUGAUGAACUAUCAUGGAAAGACCUUUAAAAAGGAAAGGGCUUAAAUAAAAAGAUCAUAAAUGGUACUAUUACAUAGUUAUCAUUGAGGCCAUGAAGGAAACACAGGACACAAUCUUGGAUACAGCUGAACAAAUUUGUCAGUCUAGCAAUAGCAUGCAUCUGGAGAAUCACUCCAUAGGAUGAGGUUAAAGUUGCAUAGUUCAUUCUAGAGGUGAAGUAGUUUGAAUUUGGAGGAUUUGAAGUUUUGAACAAAGUCAUCUUGUGAAAAGCGGUACUUAUGAUCUUGCUAGACAUCUUUGUCAUCAUUGAUCCAAAUGAUGUUGGCUGCAAUCUCGUGGGAGACUCGGUGAUUCAACCAAGACAGCACAAGGGUUUUACACUGCUUCCAAGCAAAAUACAAGGGAUCUUUAUCUCGGGGUUUAGAGAUGGUGUUGCCAACAAAUUUCAAUCUGGUCAUCUGCAAAGCCAUGGCUUGGGUUUGUUGGUGUUAAUUUAGAAUUCUUCUAAAUUGGAAAUGUACUUUGAUUUAAUCCACAUUAAUUCCUCCAAGAAUGAGGUGAAAUUUGAUGAACAAUUUGUUGGUGUAAAGUUUAUGUUUGCGAUCAAGAUUGAAAUUGAAAAGGACCAAAUUUCAAGAUAUUAA